This is a messenger RNA of Wasmannia auropunctata (little fire ant), 337 nucleotides long. Its product is annotated as glutamate receptor 1-like. Lineage: Eukaryota; Metazoa; Arthropoda; Insecta; Hymenoptera; Formicidae. The annotation marks the transcript as partial. The transcript is spliced from 2 exons. The record is from RefSeq and is a predicted model, not a curated record.
GGUAACUUUCAAUAUUUCGAAUAGUUGGGGAUACAACAUAAAUGGAUCUUGGGAUGGAAUGAUCGGGAUGCUGCAACGACGUGAGAUUGACAUUGGCGGCACCAGUGCGUUUAUGCUGGCAGAGCGCUUCCCUAUAGUGGAAUACAUUCAACUGUACACACGUACUAGUUUUCGUUUCGUGUUCCGACGACCCUUAUUGUCGACUAUAAAAAAUAUCUUUACCUUGCCUUUUCAUCGAAACGUCUGGAUAGCGAUCGCCAUAUUUCUUGUACUUGUCUUCUGCUUGUUAUACGUAUCUAUGAAAUGGGAUCACUACCGAGGUACUUCGAAAAACUCG